GUGGCCAAUAUGUUCGCAUCUAUCCCACAAGCAGUUUUCGCCCUCCUCCUUCUAUACUUCUGCCAGACUACUAUACGCAGGCUAUAUCUUCAUCCAUUGCGGCGCAUCCCCGGACCCAUAUCAUGGAUUAUCUUUCCGAUUACUCGACACAUUUCAGACAUCCGCGGGAACUUGGACAUCGAUAUACGCCGUUUUCAUGCAAGAUACGGCUCCGUGGUUCGCGUGGGGCCCAAUGAAGUAUCCUUCGCAACACCAGAAGCGUGGAAGGACAUAUACGGCCAUGGCCCGCAUGGCCACGGCCAGCUACCGAAAGUGGUAAUCUCCGUCAGCAAAGGGAUGGAUAUAAUCAGUGCAAACGACACGGAUCAUAGUCGAUUUCGCAAAAUCCUGUCUCCCGCCUUUUCUGCGAAAGGCGUGCAAGCGCAGGAGCCUCUUCUCAGCGGCCAUGUUGACAAGCUUAUCACUCGCCUGAAAGAACUAGCCGGGUCCCAAUCCCCCGCAGACAUGACAAAAUGGUAUAACUUAACCACGUUUGAUGUUAUCGGUGAUCUCGCCCUUGGAGAGUCGUUUGGGGGCCUCGACAGUUCCCAGUACCAUUAUUGGGUAUCUACCCUUCUCGCGGCGAUGAGAAUGAGCCCCUUCAUGCGGCUGGGCGAUGCCUACCCUUUUAUUACCAAGCUUAUUCCACCUUUUGUUUUCAAGUGGCUUCUGGAGGCGCGGGAAAGGCAUGCAGAAUACAGUAAGGCGACGAUUAAGAAAAGACUACAAAACUCGUCUGCCCGUGGCCGUGGUGACUACAUGGACUCGAUGCUGCGUAACCGCGGGGAAAAGGGCGGCUUGAGCUACGAAGAACUCGAAGCCAACGCGACUAUCCUCGUUAUUGCUGGCAGCGAAACAAGUUCCAGCUUGCUCACAGGUCUGACAUACUGGUUGCUGCGCUCCCCCGAUGUUCUGGCAAAGGUAGUGAGCGAGGUCCGCACAGUGAUGAAGUCAGAGGCCGAUAUCACCUUUAACUCUGUUACUGCCAAUCUCCCCUACACGUUGGCUUGUAUCGACGAAGCAUUCCGGAUGUUCCCGCCUGUCCCAACAGGGCUACGACGAGUGACCCUCACCACAACCCAUAUCGCGGGAUAUGAGAUCCCAGCUGGGACCAUGGUGUCAGUUCAUCAAUCAGCUGCUUACUGGUCACCCAUGAAUUUUCAUGCCCCGGAACGUUUUAUUCCUGAGAGAUGGCUGCCGGAAGCGAAAUCCGAUCCAUCCUCGCCAUUCUUCUCGGACAAACGUGAUGUCAUUCAACCAUUUUCCGUGGGGCCGCGCGAUUGCAUCGGGCGAAACUUGGUAUUCGCUGAAAUACGUGUCAUCAUUACACGUAUGUUGUGGAAUUUUGACCUGGAGCUUUGCGAAGAGAGUCUGGACUGGCUGAACCAGAAGACCUAUACGUUGUGGGACAAACCUCCUUUGAUGUGCAAAUUAUCACCGAGGGAGUGGAAAGAAUAAAUGUAAACCUGAAUUCAAUUAGACUUGUCGAUGAUGUCUGAGAUGGGAUACAGUUGGAAAUUCCGGGCAGAACAAGUCACUGCUUGAAGAGUGAGGCCUAAGAUAC
This is a messenger RNA of Aspergillus steynii IBT 23096, 1603 nucleotides long. RefSeq names its product cytochrome P450. Bases 10 to 1497 code for a protein of 495 amino acids. Gene Ontology annotation, molecular function: heme binding; iron ion binding; oxidoreductase activity, acting on paired donors, with incorporation or reduction of molecular oxygen. Lineage: Eukaryota; Fungi; Ascomycota; Eurotiomycetes; Eurotiales; Aspergillaceae. The record is from RefSeq and is a predicted model, not a curated record. The transcript has 2 exons.